AUGUGUAAAAAUGUACCGAAAUGUGCUCAAUGUGAUGGAGAUCAUCAUUCGUUGGAUAGUCAAUGUCAGGUUUUAAAAGAAUAUAAAGAUCAAUUAAAGGAAGAUGUCGAAGAUGCCAUACAAAAAGGACUAUUACAGCGAUUCUCACCGCAAGAGAAAGCACCUACAUUUGAACGUCGAGAGCAAGACUUUCCACCAUUAGCAGCAAGUGAUAAUCAUUCCAAUAAAAAAUGGAAUACUGCGCUACCACGUACAACUGCUGAGUCGAAUGACUUACGAGCAUCAUAUACUGAUAAAACAAUUGAAUCCAUCAAUGAUAAUCUGACAAAACUAAUCGAUAGUAACAAACGGCUUGAAAAUAAAGUUGAUCUAGUAUCAUCAAGUAUAAAGACCGUUACUCUUGAUAUUCAGCUAUAUCAAGCAGUCUUAGCAGAUACUAUCAAUAUUAUGAAAGACUUCAUGCAAUAUGUUAUACCAGCAUCGUUAACUGCUAGCAAAGUUGAAAGAUCAUCGUUGGUACAAGUCACGAGCGAAUACUACAAACGCCUUCAUGUCGUGUCCUCAAGAUUAAUAAAUGGUUUCCAAUUAAAUCAAUUAAAUCAGCAAGUUGAACUGUUUGUGCAUAAUACUAACAUUGAUCAACACUCUGCAUCAGUUCACAAAUCUUCACAGAAUGAUAAGUAG
Rotaria sp. Silwood1 is the source of this 684-nucleotide messenger RNA. NCBI's taxonomy places the organism in Eukaryota, Metazoa, Rotifera, Eurotatoria, Philodinida, Philodinidae. The record is from the annotation of a GenBank genome assembly.